AUGAAUAACACUUAUAAAUCAUUUCAAUACAGUAUUGAGUUUAUUGUCCCAUUAGUUUUGAGCAUAGUUGGAAUCAUAUGCUUAAUUGUAGCAUUAAUACUGAUCUGGUAUUAUAGAAGAAAACGAAAUAAACAAGACACUAAUUCUUCAACUUAUAUUUCUACAAAUCAAACAAAACAAUUGCAACUUAAUGGGAAAAAAGGAUCUGAAAGAAAAUUCAAAAUUGGUGAAAUAUUAAACUCAAGUAAACAAUUUCCAUCUUAUCCAGUUACUGCACAAAUACCUCUUAGUUCAUCAAAUUUAACAUCUUCACAAUCAUCUUCAUUAUCACCAUCGGUUUAUCCAAUUGCUGGAAUUGUUGCUAAAUCAGUGAAUCCACGCAAUCCAACUCAGCCUCCAUUACCUUCAUUACAAACCAGAAAAACAUUCAAAGAAUGAUACAACCGCCGGAUCAUCUUUCUGGAACUUAUUAUUAUUAUCAUCAUUAUUAUCAUCACAUACACAAUUAAUAAACACCAGAUUUGUUUAUAUCCACACAUUGAUAAAUAUUUUUUACUAGAG
Schistosoma margrebowiei is the source of this 561-nucleotide messenger RNA. The record is from the annotation of a GenBank genome assembly. NCBI's taxonomy places the organism in Eukaryota, Metazoa, Platyhelminthes, Trematoda, Strigeidida, Schistosomatidae.